CCAUGCCUGUAUGGUUGGCAGGUUUUAGAGGUUAGGUAGUCAGCAAAUAGCUACAGAAUACAAUAGCGUUCCCCCUCCCCUCCCUGCCUCCUUCUACUCUGCCUCUUCCUCUCUCCCUCUCUUUCUCUCUCUCUCUCUCUGGCUUUUCUGCUUCCAAACAAACACCUUCUUCCAGGCUGAAGUUCCUUAGGCUGGUCUCCCUAGGAGCAGGAGCUACAACAAUCCCGCAGUUCAAAGUUAAGCAGCAAUUGCACAACUUCCAGCAACUCUCCCAGCCGGCUGCUAAUGAGCUGAAAGCCAGGAACAUCCGAGGAGGUGAAGAGGAAGCCUCUUGCUGGCCUCCUUUUACCGGAGGGAUCCAGGCACCCCUCCCCAGGCCCAGAUCACUUGGAGAUAAGGACUGUGUUAUUUGCUUGACUCCCUGGACAGACCAUGGCUCCCUUUGGAAGAAAUUUGCUGAAGACACGACAUAAGAACAGAUCUCCGACUAAAGACAUGGAUCCUGAAGAGAAGGAAAUUGUGGUUUGGGUUUGCCAGGAGGAAAAGAUUGUCUGUGGAUUAACCAAACGCACCACCUCCACCGAUGUCAUCCAGGCUUUGCUGGAGGAACAUGAGGCCACGUUUGGAGAGAAGCGAUUCCUGCUGGGCAAGGCCAGCGACUACUGCAUCAUGGAGAAGUGGAGGGGCUCAGAGCGGGCCCUCCCUCCGCUGACGAGGAUCCUGAAGCUGUGGAAGGCGUGGGGAGAUGAGCAGGCCAAUAUGCAGUUUGUUUUGGUUAAAACAGACGCCUUUCUCCCAGUUCCACUGUGGCGAACGGCCGAAACCAAACUAGUGCAAAAUAGUGAAAAACCCUGGGAGCUCAGUCCUGCGAAUUACAUGAAAACUUUGCCACCGGAUAAACAAAAACGAAUCGUCCGGAAAACCUUCCGGAAACUGGCUAAAAUUAAGCAGGACACGGUUUCUCAUGAUCGGGACAAUAUGGAGACUUUGGUUCAUCUAAUUAUUUCUCAGGACCACACUAUUCACCAGCAAGUCCAACGAAUGAAAGAGUUAGAUAUGGAAAUUGAAAAAUGCGAAGCUAAGAUCCACUUGGACCGGGUAGGGAACGAUGGGGACGACUAUGUUCACGCGGCGUAUUCAAUGCCCAGGCUCAGUGAAAAUGAGCAAAAGCUCGACUUCCAACCCGAGGACAGCCAGGCUCUGGUGGACCUGAACGACAGUGAGGGAAUGGCACAGCUGGAAGAACGAUUGCAAUACUAUAGAGUGCUCAUCGAAAAGCUCUCGGCCGAAAUUGAGAGAGAGGUGAAGAGCUCGGGCAUCGACGGCAGUGAGGAUCCAGAGUGGGCAGCUGCCAGUGACCUAGAAAGCCCGGAUUUAGAAAACGUGAAGUGCGAUCUGGAGCAAAGUAUGAAAGCCGGUUUGAAAAUCCACUCUCACUUGAGUGGCAUCCAGAAAGAGAUUAAACACAGUGACUCACUGCUUCAGAUGAAAGCGAGAGAGUACGAACUCCUAGCCAAGGAGUUCAGUUCGCUGCACCUUAGCAACAAAGAAGGAUGCCAGUUGAAAGAAACCAGAGGGAAGGAAUCCGAGGCUCCCGGCAGCUGCACCGAGAUCCCUCCAUUAACUCAAAGGGUGUUCAACACAUACACAAAUGACACAGAUUCAGACACUGGCAUCAGCUCCAACCACAGCCAGGACUCUGAAACAACGCUGGGCGACGUGCUCCUAUUGUCAACUUAACGCAGAGGCCUUCUUUCUGACCAUUAGUGACGUUUUGUGUGAUGUAGCAAGUAACUCUGUUCCAUGUAUAACUCUGUGAAAACAUAAACUGUGCUAAAAUAUUCAGUAGUUAAUAAUAAUAAUAAAAAAAGCUAGUGAACAUCAUUGUUUGUUUUCAUAGAGCGUUUCCAAUUUGACUUUCUUACAGGUUCAAGCAAUGAACUGUGUAUCAGGAAUGCAGCAGAUCUAGCUGGUGGUUACAUAACGCAGAAACAAUGUAAUGGGGAUUGAUUAAUGAUUCCCCCAUGUGAGACAUGAGUGACAUGAACUUAAAAACAGUUUCCAACUUUGUUCAUCAAACUAUCCAUACAGCAAGCAUCAAGAAGUAACAUAAACGUGUUUGUCAUUUUUGACAACAUUGUAUCAUGAGAAUGUUUAAGUCUGUAUAGUACAGAUCCAUCACUACAUGGUAUGUGUCAAAUAUGGAUCAAUUCAAAUCUUGUUUUUUCAGUAGUCAGACUGUAAAAUGCACUGUGUGUGUGUCUCUUCUUGGCUGCUGUCUGCUUAAGUCAAGGGACAGGAAGCUAGCUGUUGGGACAUGUAUAAUUCCUGACAGUCAAUCAGUUUGGGCAUACAUGAGACAAAGUCAAGUGCUACAAUCAGCCUUUUUUUCCUCCUUCCCCUAAGCAGGUCUAAGAUGAUCACCAGCUAUGCAUAAGCUUUUACUCUCUGUUCAUUAGAUUUUCUAUCCACCAGUGCUGUGUGCAGGUUCAUUAUUUUGGGCUGAAUAGUGUAGGCUACAGAGGACCUCAGCCAUAAUUUUAUUUAUGCCCUCCUAACUGUGUACGUUGAAGUGGAAUUUACUGUUGUUUGUGUGGAUAAGCAGUGUUUUGUUUUCUGGGAACAUGCAGAGUAGAACUGAAUGUUUAUUCUCGUAUACUACAAUCUAGCUGUCAGGGGACUUCCCGGGUGCUUAAAACAGCUCAGUACUUUUAAGAUGUCCCAAGCACACUAAGGGAAAUUCAAGAAAAGAAUGGAUCAUCUGGAUUCUGUCUUCACUCACAUGAAAAAAUAAUAUUUUUCUUGAUUUUAAAAUAGACGUUUCCUCUCUCUCCUGCCCAUCUGCUAGCUUAUUUUUCCUUCUCAUCUCUCUUCUCUUUCUCCUUUCUUUGCAGUAAAGGCAGGAUGCCAUCAGAGCCAAAGUAAAUAACUUUAUUAUUUUGUUGUGAACUGAAUGUUGGUGUUCCUUAAUUUUCUUUCGUUGGCACAUUUCACUCAUGUCAGGAUACAUAAAGCAGAAAUGUUUGCCUUUUAUACAACUGGAGCAACUUUUAACUGUUCUCUCUUUUUAAGUUUGAAAGUUUUAUAGAUUUUUUCCAGCUUUGUUGCAGAUUCAAUGUCUUUAAUUUGCUCUUAAAAUGCCAUGUCCCAUUCUUUGCCCUUUACUUGCUUCAUGUGUCUUUGGGAAGAUACUUGCAUUUCAAUAGUGUUUCACAUCUGGGAAGCACCUAUGUUACCAUUAAAAAAAGAUAUUUUCAGGCCAUAUAAUAUGAAUUUCUAUUCCAUGAAAAUACUGGGAGAAAUAGUAAGUGAUCAUGUUCACAUAAAUUAUGUUUCUAAAGGAAGAUUAGAAUAGUCAUUUGUGAAAGGCAAGUUCAUCUGGCUAACAGUCCAUCAGAUCACUAAAGCCCAUGCUAAACGGUUGACGUAUUGAUUGUUACUAAUAGAGAUUGAAUUCAGAAGUUUAUCAUAAAUGAUAAGCCAUUUGGUACUUUGUUUUUCUAAAAUGGAAGUUAUCUCUUUGGGUUAUGUGUUUAGAAAGAAAAUAAGUGUUGCACAUCUCUGUAUACAAUUUGAUAGCAUUAUCUAAAAUCAAAUACAGGUAUGAUAAUAACUAGUCACAGUUUCUCUACAGGAACUUUGGAAUAACUACUGGUUUCACGGUUACUUACAAUGAUGGUGUAUAAGUUGUAAUUCUGCAUUUUACUCUUAAGAAUGUUUAAAACUUCUAUUAGAAUCCGGACUUUUUAAACUCAUUGUAGAAUUUGCAUUUUCCUUAAUAUUUAAAAUAUAUUUGUUUUCUUGGUCAUUCCAUUAAGUCACAUAGCAAUUAUUUUCCAUGGUGAAACUCUAAUAGAGUUAAAUAUGAACAUAUUUAUACAGAUAGAAAUAAUGAUCUCAUGAAUACUAUGCUAUUUAUUGUUUAAUUGAUGGUUAAGCUUAUAAAUACAGGACUUGAAAGUUUAAUGCUUUAAUUAUCUUGAGAAACUUAGUGAAUUACAAACCCUUAAGUAGCCUGGCAGAUUAACCAUGAAAUGGUCAUAUGCAGCUAGAAGAGGCAAGUCAUGGUUGACAAUGCUUAUUUUUCCCAGGACUAGGUUCUCAGAGCAUGCCUUGUGCAUUUCCCACCCCCAUCUCUGGUGGCCUCUUUCAUUCUCCUCUUCCUAUACACUGAAAUGCUACUGACUUUCUUUUCUUUCAUUUUAUCCUCUUUUUUUCUUUAUGUUUGUUUUGUUUUUCAAGACAGGGUUUCUCUGUGUAGCCCUGGGUGUCCUGGAACUCCCACUGUAGACCUCAGCCUCCCAAGUGCUGAGAUUAAAGACAUGCGCCACCACGCCCAGAAACUACCUACAUUCAGCGUGCUUAAAAAAGUGUUCUCUUCUUUCAAAUAAUUGUGUCCCAUCUUGGCAGUUCUAAUUUAUUAUCUCUGAACUUACAAAUAUUUUGGAUGUACUUCUUUUGGGCUUCUCUUCUACAUUGGGCUGUAUAUAUUUAUGUAACCAUCUCACUCCACUCACCCAGUAGAGUUUUUAUCUUACUAUUUUAUCAUCUGCCUUUCCAACUUGAUUGGUUAUUACUAACUUCUUAGUCUCUUGUUCCAUUUGUGAAGUCAAUUGAUGAAUUGUAAAGGGCUUUAACAUGUUUUAUGAAUAUUUUACAUCUACAUACUUGUGCAGUUUGUAUAUAAGCAUGCAUGUAAGCAGGCUUAAAAAUAUUAGCAUGCACACACCCUCUAAAUUUAGGCAGUAAAUACUAAAUCUUUAUGUUGCUAUGAAUUUUAUCUAUGUGACAUCAUUUUUAAUUAACAUAAAAAUACAUUAUUAGGGGGCACUAUGUGAUAUUUCAGUACAUAUACAUUUGCAUAAAGUUUAAGUCAGGAAAAGCAUUCAAUUUUUUUUAUUAACAGAGUUUCUAACUUAAAACAACUCAUAUGCCUUUUAAUUUAAUGGCAAUGUUAUAACAUCUAAGCAUGUGCAUAUAAAAGAAAAAAUUGCUUCGUGUUGGGUUUGAAGUAGUAGACACUCAAGAUCUUUUAAAUGCCUAAUUAAAUCUCUGCAUCAUUUUUCUUCUUAAUAGCAAAGUUAUGAUGCUGUAUUAUUAUAUAAAAGCUUUUCUAACCCAUUAAAAUUUUAUUUUUGUAUUUAUUUAAACUUCUACUGUAUAUGACAAAAUAUAUUUCUGUGGCUACAUUUUAUAAAUUUUCAGAGUAGAAUUAUUGUUAUAUUUAAAACAUAUUUUUCUAGUGACAAAGUAAUGCAGCUUAAUCCCGAGAUAGCUUUAAAAGUAACAUUAGA
Molecule: messenger RNA, 5294 nt
Organism: Peromyscus eremicus (cactus mouse)
Lineage: Eukaryota; Metazoa; Chordata; Mammalia; Rodentia; Cricetidae
Gene: Rassf9
Product: Ras association domain family member 9
Exons: 2
Coding region: 433-1740 (435 amino acids)
Biological process (GO): signal transduction
Source: RefSeq, a predicted model, not a curated record